AGAACGGUCACGCGAGGAAACAGAUCACUCCAACUGAAUUCAUGCGUCGUUAAAUUGUCUCUGGCAGAAGAAAGAUGUCAUCGCCUAAGUCGGAGAAUGUAGAGGAUUCCCUCAGCGAUGGAGCCUUUGAGGAACUUCACAAGUAUAUUAAUGACUUCCAUGAUAUUCUGAAGCGGGAGACGAACAAGCUUCGCAAGGAGAAGGAAGCUUUUGACGAGGUGACGAAGAAGCUUGAACAUGUUCACUUCUCGAAGAUGUUGAAACUGAAUGUCGGCGGCCAUAUGUUCACGACAAGUCUAGAGACCAUGACUAAAGAUCCAGGUAAUUUGACCGUUACUUAGAAUAUUACAAAGUGAUAUCUGUUAAAUGAACGUCGACAGGUCAGGAAAGUUUCGGUGAUCUUUGUGAAGACGUAUUCCGAGAACAUGGUUUUUAAAACUAUGAAAGCAAAAUGUUGGUGGUUCGAUUGUUUGGUAACCGGAAAUAUAAACAGUAAGGAGGUAACGACGUACUAAUGAAGAGAAAUGAAGAAUGAAGAACAACUAUAAGCCCGACAAAUUUUACAUAAAAUGAGAACGUGACGGAAGCUGAAACUUUCACUUUCAAGGGGGUUUGGCUUGAGGAGUCACUCAUGCGCAAACGAACGACUCAAUCGUCCACAUUAAUCAAAGGUGCUCCUAAUUAAGAGAGGAAACCAGUUGCGGUGCAUUUGCCAUGCAUGGAAUUGACUAGAAAGAUUCCAUAAAGGAAAUUACCGGUGUUCGAUUAUGUGGUGGGCAGACAAACACUAAAGAGGCAAAGACAAACAGCCCGAGUAUUUUUAUGAUUCGUGACGGAGGUGACACUUUAACUUUUAAAGGGUUUGAUUUAAGGAAUCACUUAUUCACUCGCAAAUUAACGAUUCAACCAGAAAUGGUUCACUAAACAGUGUACAAGCACGUAUUUGACAUAAGCUGAUUUCUUGGCGAAAUAUGUUUUUGCUCCUUAUCGCAGGUUCCAUGUUACACGCCAUGUUUUCAAGCAGAUUUGACACAAAACCUGGUGAGGAUGGAUCUUACUUUAUUGAUCGAGACGGAACCCACUUUCGUUACAUCCUGAAUUAUCUGCGCACGGGGGAGCUUAUCGUCCCUAAUGACGAGAUCAUUCGUAGAGAACUGCUGGCAGAGGCCAAAUUUUAUCAGGUCGAAGGAAUGAUAAACGAGCUGGAACCAACGCCAUCAGCACAUCCAAUCCCGAAUGUAGUUCAACCGUUCAAGGAUUCAGUGAUUCUCUCGUCCAGUCAGGGGCAGACUUUGAUGAAUUGGUUGAAGAACACAUCAGGCUUUUCCAACAGAGAUGAGCUUUUGUUGUACCGAGCUUCCAGAGAUGGUUGGGCUUCUUCCAACUUUCACUCCUGUUGUGAUAACAAAGGGCCAACUGUUGCAGUAAUUCAGAGUGGAAAUAACAUAUUUGGAGGAUACACUGAACAAAGUUGGGAUAGUGGUAAGUUCUAAACACUGACCCAGUUCUCUUCUUAUAGUUUUUCCCAAAUUCUUGUCGGAAAAAUUACGACAAGGAAACUCAAAUAAUUAAUGCUAACAGAGUAUUUGAAAAGGCAUAAAUGUCCCCCAACGUUUGAGUGUACAGAAGAAGUUUGUUAAUUUGUUAUAAAUUACCACCCUGAGAGUUUGAAGCAGAUCAAAAUUUGGACAAUAAAUACAAACAACAAUUAUUUAAUUUGUGAUUGUUUGGUCACAGAGGACAUGAAAAUGAGCCUUUUGAGUCGCGGCUUAUCAAAGGUUGCAAUGCAUUAAAAAUUGUCGCGACAAGCUACCAUAGUUUCCAGGGCUGGGGACUCUCCUCUCCCCGGCCUUAGGAAUUGAGAGAUCCACUUGGACAUUCAUCGAAAAAGAAUAUAACUCCAAAAAGAAAAUAAAUUCCUAGGGAGGGGUCUCUGUUUCUGAAAGUGUUGUUGUGCUGAGUCUUUGCAAAAAUUAGGAUCUUUAACUCUAGGAAAUGGAAAGGAAGGGACCUUGGGAACGUGAUAGACGAAAUCGAGUUCAAAAUAAGUACUAGUGAGAGGUCGUCAGAAUUCUAGUGCAAAGUCAUUUCGGAAAAUUGACCUUGCACUGGAAAGUCUCUUGUUGUACAAAACAAAUAAAACAAUUUUGUGAUGACGUCCUCUGGUAUAUACGUGCUCUUCAUGAUUUAAGGCAAUCACCAUUUGUACAACGCGUACACUUAGCUCAUUGCAUAAGACCACUCCCCACCCAAUACUGAGACCCCAUUCGAAGAAAGUCGUGACUAGAAAUUGGAUAAAAGAACAACAGAAAUUUAAAAUUGUCAGAUUCUGUAGCCAUUUACUUUAACUGGUUGGCUUGAUUUUUGUUUAGGUAGUGGAUCAUAUAAAAGUGCAGUAAACUCGUUUCUGUUCAGUCUUGUCAACCCGAGUGGUCUGUCACCAACAAAGAUGCAUUUGAAGAGUGGACAAGAAGGAAACGCUAUAUGUUGUAGCGGUAGCUUUGGACCAGUAUUUGGAGGUGGAAUUAAUCAUGAUCUUUGUAUUUACAAUGCACCAAACUCCAACAACUGCUUUGCAUAUUUGAAUAACGCUUACCAAUGUCCAUCAGGACAAAAUUCUGAGACGUUUUUAACAGGGGGUAAGACAUUCAGGGUGAGUGAAAUGGAAGUUUAUAGGUUAUAGAAGUAAAACGAGUUUUUCUUCGACUAAACUUAGAAUGGUUUGUAAACUACUGCCUCUCGUUCAUUUGCUUUUACAAGUUAUAGUUGCACGAAUACUGUUGACUUGAGAAACAGAAAAUCAAAUCUGUAGAAAAGAUAGCAAUGGAAAAGAUCAUAAUGUGUGUUCG
Pocillopora meandrina is the source of this 2849-nucleotide messenger RNA. Lineage: Eukaryota; Metazoa; Cnidaria; Anthozoa; Scleractinia; Pocilloporidae. The record is from the annotation of a GenBank genome assembly.